Messenger RNA from Cynoglossus semilaevis (tongue sole), 6371 nucleotides. It is a transcript of the gene nmu, whose product is annotated as neuromedin U. The record is from RefSeq and is a predicted model, not a curated record. Gene Ontology annotation, molecular function: neuromedin U receptor binding. The transcript is spliced from 8 exons. NCBI's taxonomy places the organism in Eukaryota, Metazoa, Chordata, Actinopteri, Pleuronectiformes, Cynoglossidae. Bases 3758 to 4186 code for a protein of 142 amino acids. Gene Ontology annotation, biological process: regulation of smooth muscle contraction.
UUCGGGUAAAACACUUGAAACACUUGAGAAAUGGUUAUUUGCUUUCUUCGUUUGGACUAACAUCUGCAGCACAGCAAUGUUUGUGAUAUCACACAUAUUAAUAAUCUGUUCAGAAUUUCUCCUUUAGCCCACUGAGCUCCCUAAUGAUUCACCCACAGAUUAUGGCUCUCAUACUUUGUGAAUGUCAAACGCUCUAUAUCCCUUGUCGACAUUGAUGUUUCCCCACACUGACGUUGGUACAACAUCACAAACAUCCACCAGGCUGGAUUGCUGCGUCUACUAAAGGCAACACUGUGAAACACAAAUAAAUCCCAGACCGAAUGCAGUGAAGUUCUCAGGUGAAAGGUGAUUCUACAAAUUGAAAGUGUCGUGUCAGAAGGUCACCGUACUGAUGAGGAUGUCCCAGGGACACGCACAGGAGGACAUGCAGAUGUGACGUGGGCUUUACACAGCAGCGCCGCAUCAUCAGGGGAAGAUGAUUACAUCUGUGCAAUCUACAACUGACAUUCACAAAGGUGAUUAAAGGCCGAUAACAUUUUCUAUUAAUGUUUGGAAACAGAGAUUUUUGUGGCGCUAUCUGGAUGGCAUUUUGAGUAGCAUUUAACAGGCUUGAAGAAGGCAUCAUCAGUGUUGUUUUGAAGUCAUCAUUGUUAUAGCAUAAACAAAAUGAUCUGAAUAAACACAGGGGAAACUGACACAUUUUCCAUUUUUUAUUUUUGACGUGCAAAUCAGAGCAGUAAAAUAUAAUUUAGUGCUUGUUCAGUAUAAAAUCAAGAGGUGUUUCUUUUAUGAUAUUCUGUCCAUUGUUAUCCCUCCAAACAGGAAAAUACACAAAAAAAGGACCAUUACACAUAAUCAGGAGCUAAAUCCAUCAUGGAAACUUCAUCAAACAUUUUUUCUACUUUGGUAACCUCAUCCUCAGGUAAGAACUUCACCAAAUUACACCUAAAGUCGAUUUUUCAACUGAGGUAAGCAUGAGAGCUGCUAUUAUGUGCGCAAUGGUCCACGUAGAGCUCUCUGCUUGUUAGGAAGGUUGCCCAUGUGUGUGUUUUGUUUUAAAGCAAUCAUGCUAUUAAAGAGUGCGUAUACUGUAUGUGCACAGGCAAGAGUGCUUUCCUGUUUGUUUGUGUCAAGGUAGGGUUAGCUGAGGAUUGUACAGAGGGUACAGAUGUUGAGAGUAUUAUCCAAAAAUGAGCAUCAAGAAAAAAUUAAAAUCUACAGGUCAAUGGAAAACAGGACAUUGUUUGAAAAACUCAACAUCCUGCUGAGAAAAAGAUCCAUUCUGGGGAAACCAUUAAUAUUGAUAUUGAUAUUUGUGUGACUGCUUGUGACUGCUUACAUCAUUGGAAAGCAAAUUUAUAUUAUAUACGUAUCUUCAUAAACAAUAUAUAUAUAGAUUUAUACAUCUAUAUAUAUAUAUAUUGCAACAUUAUAUAAACCCUAACAGAUGGCAGUUCGUUAAAGGGAAUAAUGUAAGUAAGUGAAUCAUAAAAGAGUUAAAUAAAUGAAUAAACAGUUUCAUAGCGUCGAGAAUAAACAGAGGAAAGAUCAUACUUCAAAAGACGAAGGGUUGGCCUUGACUGAUCUGGGAUUUAUUUUAUGAAGUGAACCAUUGCCUUUGUAAAACACAAUAAGAUUCUUAGUGGUAAAACAGACACCAAGUGUGUGAGACACCAUCGGUAAACGUCUGUCCAGGGACCUUACAGCAAAGUUUAUUAAUGUUAGCUGUCACUUGAAACGGUGGAGUACAUGACAUAAGAGGAAACGGACCGGAAAAUUACACCACUUUGUUUUUUGCUCUGUGUCUCCCUCUACAGUCUUACUUUAUUGCUGUCAUUCUACAAUUUCAAAUGCAUUUACAUAGCGCAUGAUAGUGCUGUUGAACAAAAAGGUACAAGACUUCACAGUAUCUUAAGCAAUUGAUGUGGAUCUGAGACAUCAAAUCACAAUUCUAAGACCAGAGCCUGUCAUUAAAGCCUUUUGGAAAACAUUUUUGUACAUUCCAGCUUAAGAGAUUCCCUUUACCUGUACACCUUACUGCUUUUUAAAAAUCUAAACCUACGCUGUACUAUUAGGAUCUAGUACAAUACUCUUCUGAAAUUCAAAAUAAAAUAUAUUUAGCAAGAAUACUUCAUAAAAUCCAAUUUUUUUUUUCUUUCUGUUUGUGUAUCCAAUGAUCCCGUCCACGGCCCGAAGGUUGAGAACCUUUGUGCUAUGACUAAUGUGUUGUGUAGUGCUUUGUGUUUUCGUCACAUCUGGGGCAUGGUGUAUAACACUGUAUGAAUCACAGUAACUUUAGUGACCUUCACUCAACACCUCAGGGUCGUGACUCCAAACCCGACUGGAGCAGCUCAGUCAACUUCAUAACAGAAGAAACACCGUCAAAGGUCAUGACAUUUCAAGAGUUCUCCAGAAAGAGAAACCAGGUGGUGGUUUCUCCAGAGCUUUCCAAUCACUGAAGGCCAGAGUGAUGUCAUUUAAUCUGAAAUACACAUAAGAAUUGAAGGCACAAAAAUUUGCAAAAAAUUCUUUAUGACAAUGCCCGUGCUGUACUUGGCUAUCGACGGCCACUGUUAAGACUUUAAUGCCGUCUGUUAUGGUCCUUUAAACCAGUGUUUCCCAAACUUAUUUUCUGGGGACACAUAUUUUAAAAGUCACAAACCUUUGCGACCCAAGUCAAUAGACAUUAUUCGUAAACUUCUGGGAAACAUGAUGCUAAAACGACCCAAAAAAAAAAAACUCUUGCGGUCAUCUAAGGGUCGCGACCCAGUCUUUGAUAAACAAUGCUUUAAAACAUAGUUGUUUAAAGGACCAGAAUGACUUCAGUGGAGUGUGACUUCAAAGGAGUUAGUAUAUUUAUUAUCCUGCUUUGUAUUACGCAUGCUUUCUUAUUCACUUUUGGAAUAGUUAAAUAAACAAAUAGGUGUGAAAUUUAAACAGAGUAUUGUCUUUUGUUUUUUAAUAAUACUUUUUUUUUUUCAAAAUACACCCUGAAAAAAAAUCCUGUUUUUGAACCUGCUGUAACAGCUGUACGUAUCUAGAAUAAUAAUAAUAAAUAACACUUCCCCAUUUUAUUUAAUCAGUCUUGGGAAAAUGCAUUCAUAUCUUUUCUCAAUGGAUCUUUUUUUUGUGAUCUGUCGCUGACUAAUUCUCCACGAAUCGUAUGAAAAAGGCUCAACCUUGGUUUAACUUCUAAUCUAAUCUAUGCACACAUGUUUGAUUCCUUUUUGUUUUCAACUGUGAACCAGGAUACAUCUAACUAUCUGUCUGUUAACCUCUGAGGAAUAAUAACAGUCCAUCGAAAUGAGGGAGCCGACAACUGUUAGAGUCUAAACUACACAACAGUGAACAGCAUGUACUGAAUCCACUGAACUGCAGGGCAACAGUGGCACAAAGAUGAGGACAUCAACUGGGAGAUUUCACAUUACGCUCACCAUAACGUACAACCUGUUGAUUUCAUUUUCCAUCUUUCUAUGACGCAGUCAUGUGUCAGUGUAUACGGUGUGUUGAGUGUGCGUGUGUGCGCGUGUGGGUUGGUGUGGAUUUGUGUGAGCCUUUAUAUUUUACUGACUUGAAGAAGAAACUCUUAGAGCAAGGAGUCACGUGACAGAGAAGGGAAAACAAAGAAGACUACUAACAUUAAACUAAUAAAAAAGGGUUAGAAUAGACAGAGGAAGCACCACUGAGAGGGAAACGGAGAGAGAGAGAAAGGGAGAGAGAGAGUAGAGUGUAGAGUGAGAGAGAGACAGAGGGAGAGAUGAGGACUUUCAAGAACCAAAGUCAUCCUGUGCACCGCGGAGCCUCCAGCAACCUGCACAACCUGAGCACCGCCACAGUCAUGAGUCCAGUCAGCACGGGCAGCAUCACCUUGGCCGCCUUGCUGAUCCUCGCCAUCAGUGUCUGCAAAAGUGCUCCAGCAGAACUUCAGCAAAUCACAACAGACCAGGGGCAGCCACACAGCCAGAUUGAGGUUGUGUGCUCAUCCUACCUCUCUGCAGACCUGAAGUAUUGGCCGUCUGAUUUCUUAGGCGAACUCUGUGUCAUGAUGCUGGUUCAAAAAUCAAAGGAGCUGAAGGUGCAAGAAAAAAGUAAAAGAGCUGAACUCCAGGGACCAGCUGGCAUUCAGAGCAGGGGCUACUUCCUGUAUCGGCCACGAAAUGGAAGACGAUCUAUAGAAUAUAAGUGAAUAAGAGUUCCCAAAGGUUCAUGUACAGAGAGACACAAUGGAUUCUGAGCUGCUGCCCCCUGACGGCCCGAUGCGACCUGCGACCACGGCCCACUGCCGCUGCUGUUUAAUGAUGCCUGAAUGUAAACACACAAUAUUAUUAAAAUGCUAUCCAUUCAUCAAUAAUGUAUUUUGUGUUAAAUGUUUAUCAUUUACAUUAAAAUGCUACAUUGUGGCUAGCUGUUAUGUUAUUUGUUACAUGUUGUCAUAUAAAACGAGUGGCAAAGUAGAAAUGCCCGGAUGUAGGAGACGUAAACCACACCUCCAAUAAAUCCCACGACAAUAAAAAUAUUCUUUUCAUAAAACGUUUCAUGUAGUUGAGGGAUUCACAAUGGAUGUUACGUAUGAAUUAACCAUUGUAAAAUGAGAGUCCAUAUUGAAUCUAUGCUUUACGUGAAUAAAAUGUGUUAUUUGGCAUCGGUAUAAGACUAUUGAAGACAUUCGUGUAAACGUGUUUUAUAUAUAUUUAUUGAGCCUUAGCUUGACAGAAUAUCCAAUAAAUAUUUUAAAAAAUGAUUUAAAUUUACAGCAUAUCUUUAUUUAUUUAUUUUCUUUCUUUGUUCUACAUUUUUUAUCUACAUUUCGAAUGUGUUAUAAUAAUACUUAAAUUGGGUUAAACUGUACCUAAAAAAUAUUGACAGUAGAUGUCGCCAUUCGACCACAGGUAGAAAAGGUUCAUUUUGUACUUAGACAAUUCUGUUAUCCAUCUAUCCAUCCAUCCAUUUUCAUCCGCUUAUCCGUUACCGGGUCGCGGCAGCUGUCGCCACCCAAAUCACACUGCAUCGUACCAACCCCCUGAACCUUCCUGCAGGUGGUGAGUCCACUACAAGGUAACAACAUUGCUCUAGGCCAAAGCGCCACACAAUUCUGUUAAUAAUUCAUUAAAUCAAAUAAUAUCAUAUAUGCCAUUAAAGUGAUACGCAUAUCCGAGAUAGAACUAAGUAAAUUUAUUAAGUAAAAUUUUCAUUUCUAGAUUGGUAGGUAGACUGAGGACACUUCUUACUGAUGUAAGACUUCUUACAUCAGUAAGAAGUGUCCUGGUCUGAUACUGGACUGAUCUUCUACAAACGGACUUUUAAUGAAACCUCAUACCAUUACAGAUUCCAGCUUUUUCAACUGUUGUUAUUUAGGUUCAUGGAGAGGUAGAGUGAAGAGACAUUAAUCUUCUAGGAAGAGAAUCCUGAGCCUAUGUGACUUAUUUUUUAAAUCAAGAGAGGCAUUUAGUAGUAAUUUAGUUUAUAAUCCAAAACUGCUUAAGAGCUGACAUAUGGUGCGCAUUUAGUACUGUCUAUCAUUGGCUUUCAAACACAGAUUUAUUUUGACUCUUUUAUGAAUCUUUUUACAAAAACAAAUCUAGAUGCCAGCAGUCUUUAAUUUUGUUGCCAUUUUGCAUAGAGGAUGACAUUGCAUGACAUUUGUCAUCAAAUUCAGCACAUAUUGGUCAGAGAUGAGUCCAAAUCUGCAUAAUAUUCUAUUAGAAUGUGUUACAGGCAUGGAUUUCUAAAUGUGUCCAUGCCUAACAAAUCGAACAAAUAGAGUUUGUCAGAAAAAAACACACAUAUUACGUUCUGCUUGUUCAGUAAAUGUCAAAGAACUAAACUGACUGAUUUUAACUUUUAAAUGCACACAAUUUAUUAUUUCUGGCAAUGGGUUCUGGAGACUUAAUGUUGUGUUUGAACUUUAAUUUCUAUAUGUUUAAGUAUUCCUGUCAUUGAUAAAGGUAGCUUCGGUAUUCCACUUAAAGCAACCAACAGUUGUGAAUUUUUAUACAUUGUAAAACAAUUUAUAAUAAUAAAAAUAAUAUUGCAUGGUGUAUUUUUUGGAGAGGUAUGUACACAUUUACAUAGUCGCCGUGUACACAUUCUCUAAAUUCGAAACAGCACCACUUGCCACUAAACUUCUACCCAGAGGUAAAACGAAAUGGUACUGCAGAAUGGGGUUGCUUGAACGUUGCCAUAGUGAUAAGUACCAAGCCAGGUCUGAUAAACAUUCAUAGUCUGGUGAAAAUAUAGAAAUUGUAAAAGCUUGUCUGCAUGUUUCUCAUCCAAUUAGUAAUUUGAUUACUUUCUCGUUUGAUCAAAAAUAUGCAGACGAGAUAAAUAUUACUGUAGUAAAACAUGUUUACAGUUACAAAAAACAAUUAUUU